CGGGAGGUAGAGGCGGUCCUGACACGGGCAGACUGCAAUGAAACCCCAGUUUGUUGGGAUCUUGCUCAGCUCCCUGCUAGGGGCUGCCUUGGGAAACCGAAUGCGGUGCUACAACUGUGGUGGAAGCCCCAGCAGUUCUUGCAAAGAAGCCGUGACCACCUGUGGUGAGGGCAGACCCCAGCCAGGCCUGGAACAGAUCAAGCUACCUGGAAACCCCCCAGUGACCUUGAUUCACCAACAUCCAGCCUGCGUCGCAGCCCAUCAUUGCAAUCAAGUGGAGACAGAGUCGGUGGGAGACGUGACUUAUCCAGCCCACAGGAACUGCUACCUGGGAGACCUGUGCAACAGCGCCGUGGCAAGCCACGUGGCCCCUGCAUGCAUUUUGGCUGCAGCAGCUACCGCCCUGACCUGUCUCUUACCAGGACUGUGGAGCAGAUAGUGGGAGUAGGAGUAGAGAAAGGAGCAAGGGAGCAAGGGAACAAGGGACAUCCGAACAUCUAAUGUGAGAAGACAGGCAUCCUUCUGUGAGUCAUUAAAAUCUAUGCACCACUCUACAGCUGACUGGAAAAUUGCAUCUAUCUUUGGUUGAUGGGAGGACUUAAAGGGUAAUAUGGGGCAUCCAGGUUCUAGUUUGGGGGUUACCAAGCAACAGCGGGCUUAAUUACAGUGGUGCACUCCUUAACCAACUAAAACCCAAAGACAGUGGCUUCUCUGCCUUCUGUGGCUCCUGGAUCCUGUUGCUAGGUUGAAUCUUCCUUAGCAAUGAGAUUCACUGAGUGGGGUUGCCAGGGUUUUGUGAGCCUGAGUCUGGGUUUGCUCCCCUUUCUCCCAUUUGCAACUUGG
This is a messenger RNA of Rhinopithecus roxellana (golden snub-nosed monkey), 843 nucleotides long. RefSeq names its product lymphocyte antigen 6 family member G6D (gene LY6G6D). Gene Ontology annotation, cellular component: external side of plasma membrane. NCBI's taxonomy places the organism in Eukaryota, Metazoa, Chordata, Mammalia, Primates, Cercopithecidae. Gene Ontology annotation, molecular function: acetylcholine receptor inhibitor activity. Gene Ontology annotation, biological process: acetylcholine receptor signaling pathway. The transcript has 3 exons. Bases 38 to 439 code for a protein of 133 amino acids. The record is from RefSeq and is a predicted model, not a curated record.